GAUGCUACCUCGUCCGGCUCUUCUACCUCGGCGCCUGGAGAUGCGUCUGGGUCAGUGACCAGGUCCCAGUCGAUGCCACCGACUCCCCCCUCCUGCCGUUCUCUCCUCUCCUUAGUAAUAUGCCUACAGGCAAGCCGGGGCCCAAGCAAGUGAUCACUACUGUCACAGCACCGAUCGUACAUCUGUGGCCUUUGCUGCUCUGCAAGGCGUUGCUAAAGUUGGCGGCUCCUGACAUGAAUUCUGAUGAGGAGCUGGAUUCUGUGGAAGACGAGCCGAUGCCUGAGUUCAACAUGAUGCAUGCCCUUACGGGGGCAAUGAACUUGACAUACAACGUCAGUGAUAUCGAAGAGCUCUGGAACCUGCUCACAACAGAAGUGCCAGUGUUCGGCUGGGAUGAUGACGAUGACACACUAGCCAGCACUGUCAAGUCAAGGAGCACCAAGAAGCCCACCACCAAAGAGGCUGCUGUGCGAAGCUCAAUGACUUUCGUAACUAUCGGCGACUCGAAGAACCAUGCGCCUUACGCCCUGCCAGGGAUCACUCCCGCGCAUGAGAUGGAGUUGAUCGUCAGCAUGGCCAGAGACCUGCCAUUGAAGAAACCUUUGCCAGAGCCCGGUAAGACACUGGAAAAUCUAUUGAUAGACGUAUCAUCGCCAUCAAAAAACAAAGAAGAAGAAGUAGAUUUUUAA
This is a messenger RNA of Ostrinia furnacalis (Asian corn borer), 689 nucleotides long. Its product is annotated as androglobin-like. The record is from RefSeq and is a predicted model, not a curated record. The annotation marks the transcript as partial. The transcript is spliced from 4 exons. NCBI's taxonomy places the organism in Eukaryota, Metazoa, Arthropoda, Insecta, Lepidoptera, Crambidae.